This is a messenger RNA of Penicillium brasilianum, 603 nucleotides long. The record is from the annotation of a GenBank genome assembly. Lineage: Eukaryota; Fungi; Ascomycota; Eurotiomycetes; Eurotiales; Aspergillaceae.
AUGUCGUUGGCUAUCAUUGUCUCCGGUGGCAGCAUCACUAAAACUGGUCAUACUGUUCCUCUUAUGGUUGUCGGUGGAGUUCUUGCAACCAUCAGUUCUGGGCUAUUGUACUCGCUGGACAUAGGUACAGACCCAGGCAAGUGGAUUGGAUACCAAAUUGUCGGCGGAGCUGGAUAUGGAUUGGCCUACCAGGUUCCCAUCAUUGCAGUACAUGGUGCAGUGGCUCCCAUUGAUAUUGCAUCCGUGACGGGUUUUAUCGUCUUCUUCCAAACUGUCGGGGGUGCAGCUUUCGUGGCUGCAGCACAAGCUGCCUUCGUCAACCAGAUUAUCUUCAAACUUGCCGCAACCGCACCGAGCAUCAACUCGGCCUUGGUGGUCUCGACUGGUGCGACCGAGCUGCGAGACGUCUUUACAGCUGAGCAGAUGACUGCCAUUUUACCUGCCUACAUGACGGGUCUCAAGGUCGCUUUCUCCAUUUCGAUCGCUGUGGCGGGAAUUGCUUUCUGUUUCAGCCCAUUCAACAACUUUAAGAAAACUAACGCCUACACGGUAGCAAAAGGCUCUAAGAAUACACCUAUCGGUGUGACUGUCCAAUCCUCUUAG